This is a messenger RNA of Cicer arietinum (chickpea), 753 nucleotides long. The record is from RefSeq and is a predicted model, not a curated record. Lineage: Eukaryota; Viridiplantae; Streptophyta; Magnoliopsida; Fabales; Fabaceae.
AUGGAUCUAGAAGGAGGAAAAGUUGAGUUUUUAUGGUCGUCUAAAGAGAUUAAUGCAGGAGCUGAUAAAUACUGGCCUCUUGUGUUAGGUAUAGCUCAGAACAACAGCCUUAAUAGGAUUGUCAGGUGUAGCCAAAUAAUGGGACGGAGUGAACAUGAAGAUUUGACCGCUGCUCAAAUAUUUUAUCCAUGCAUGCAGUGUGCUGAUGUAUUUUUCCUCAAGGCUGACAUCUGCCAACUGGGAAUGGAUCAGAGAAAAGUAAAUGUGCUUGCAAGAGAGUAUUGUGAUGUUAUUAAGAGGAAGAACAAACCUCAAGGGCAAGAAAAGAUGUCAAAAAGUGGCCCAUUAUCAUCUAUUUUCAUGGAAGAUGAGGAGGCUGAAGUGAAUGUGAAAAUAGAGAAGGUUUAUUGCCCGCCAAAACUUGUUGAAGAAAACUCAUGCCUUGAGUAUAUUAAGUAUCUUAUCUUUCCGUGGUUUAAGGAGUUCACUGUGGAGUGUGGUGCAGAAAAUGGCGGGAAUAAGACGUUCAAAAGCUUUGAAGAGUUAGCUGCUGACUAUGAAUGCGGAGAGUUACAUCCAGGUGACCUCAAACCGGCUUUGGCAAAAUCAUUGAAUAAAAUUCUAGAGUUAGUAUAUGAUAGAUCAAGACCCUUAAUUAGUUGGGACUAUCAGAGGAGAGCUAGGGGAAAUGCAGAGGCUAAUAGAGCUAAUGCUCCAGAAAAUAAUUCUCUCACUGCCCAACCUAUAAGGUGA